Molecule: messenger RNA, 1192 nt
Organism: Nomascus leucogenys (northern white-cheeked gibbon)
Lineage: Eukaryota; Metazoa; Chordata; Mammalia; Primates; Hylobatidae
Source: RefSeq, a predicted model, not a curated record
GGCAGGGACCGGGGAAAAGUGUGUGGUAGGCGCGCGCGGCGCACCGUAGGGUUGUGACCGGGUGGCGCUGCGGGCCGCGGUGGGGCCGGAAAUGUCAGGCGGUCCCCACUCCGCGCUCCGCGCCUCCGGCUCCGCGCCCGGCCAGCCUGAGGUGGGGUCGGUGCCCCCGGCGGCACGGCGCUGGGGAGGCUAUGGCGCCGGCCGCGUCCAGGCUGCGGGCCGAAGCCGAGGUCGGGGCGCUGCCGCGGCGGGCGCUCGCCCAAUACCUGCUCUUCCUGCGGCUCUACCCGGUGCUCACCAAGGCGGCCACCAGUGGCAUUUUGUCAGCACUUGGGAACUUCCUGGCCCAGAUGAUUGAGAAGAAGCGGAAAAAAGAAAACUCUAGAAGUCUAGAUGUCGGUGGGCCUCUGAGAUAUGCCGUUUAUGGGUUCUUCUUCACAGGGCCGCUGAGUCACUUCUUCUACUUCUUCAUGGAACAUUGGAUCCCUCCUGAGGUCCCCCUGGCAGGGCUCAGGAGGCUCCUCCUGGACCGCCUCGUCUUUGCACCGGCCUUCCUCAUGUUGUUCUUCCUCAUCAUGAACUUUCUGGAGGGGAAAGACGCCUCAGCCUUUGCCGCCAAGAUGAGGGGGGGCUUCUGGCCGGCGCUGAGGAUGAACUGGAGGGUGUGGACGCCACUACAGUUCAUCAACGUCAACUACGUCCCUCUGAAGGUGAGGGCCACGGGGCUCAGCCUCUGCCAACAUUACUUUCUGUCAGCCUUUUCCUUCCUUCCUUCCUUCCUUCCUUCCUUCCUUCCUCUUUCCUUCCCCCCUCCCUUUCCUUCCCCUCUUUUCUCUUCUCUUCUUUCUGCUGUAGUUUUCUGCUAGACUUGGUUUCACCCGUGUCUAGACUCCUCAACUACCCUUGGAUUUUGCCCAUGACCCUGAAUCAUUGCUAGUUCGGGAUUUAGGAAGCAACACAGAAGGGUGUCCCGAGUGGUCGUCUUUGCCUCUUCUGUUCGUUCAGCAAAUUCUUAUUAAAAGCCCCCAUGCCAGGGAUGCCUAUGAGUUUUCUAGCCUUUGAAACAUUCCCAAUCCCAGGAGUGUACAUUCAGGCAACUUGGAUCUAUGCUCCUGGGUUGCAGUCCUCAAACUUGGCCCAAAUAAACUCUAGUUAUACUUAGAAAAAAAAGGCCAUCGCAGUAGCUCAUGCC